GAAUUAAGUCAAGAGGACUCUGCAGAUUUUUUUCCUUACAAAAUUUUCUUGGCUUGGGGGAAACUAAGAGGCAAGCUUUGCCAUGGCUCUUUCUGCUAUCCUGACAGAAGCUGAAAUUGCUGCUGGCCUACAGAGCUGUCAAGCUGCUGACUCGUUUGAUUACAAAACCUUUUUUGUCAAAGUGGGUCUCAGCUCCAAGUCCAAAGACGAACUCACCAAAGUCUUUGGCAUUCUUGACCAGGACAGGAGUGGAUUUAUUGAGGAAGAGGAACUGAAACUUUUCCUGAAGCAUUUCUCUGCCAGUGCCAGAGCUCUGACUGAUGCUGAGACCAAGGCGUUCCUGGCAGCAGGGGAUAGUGAUGGAGAUGGCAAAAUUGGAGUGGAUGAGUUUCAAGCUCUGGUCAAAUCUUAACGAGCAGUCAAGAUAAAGACCAAGAUAUCUGUGCCAUAAACAAUCUUUUCUAUUGCAAGUCUACUAGUUAUUUACGUAUGUUGUACCCUGGAAGGUCAUGAAAGACUGUUGGCAAGUGAUUUCAUACUGCUGGAAAACAUCUAAAGUAGUACAAGCACUACUUAAACCACGUUUUAAGCAGAAGGUCUAUACCACUGGGAGACUGAACUGGAAUCCACUCUGCUCAUCUGGAUUUUGGGCAUUAAAGGUACAAAUAAAAGUAGUAAGAGGAGAAAUUUAAAGCAUCUAUGUGGGCCAUCGAAUUUUCAAUAUUUGCAUAAAUAGCUAGCACAUGUUGGAAAAAAAUAGAAUUAAUAAAAUGUCCAGGUGUAAAACCUGGUUAUGGUAACUGGUAUCAGUGGUAUUUAAUCAAGAGGUGUAUUUAAUGUUCCAUAUGCUUUUAUGUCACUCUUUACACAACUGAUUAUGUUUCAGAGACUAAUUAUAUGGCAGGACCUAGCACCAAUUAAACCACCAAUUUAAGAUCAACUGGAUCCAGGAUGAAUCUAGAUUACUGAAAUAGCAAUACACUCAAAAUCCUCCAAGGAAUCCCUCACCUUCGUGCCCACCCGAUGGCACUAUUGUUCCACUGCUGAGGAGUUAAACCGGAAU
This is a messenger RNA of Lepidothrix coronata (blue-crowned manakin), 1063 nucleotides long. Its product is annotated as parvalbumin beta-like. Gene Ontology annotation, molecular function: calcium ion binding. The coding region runs from base 83 to 412 and encodes 109 amino acids. Gene Ontology annotation, cellular component: cytoplasm; nucleus. Lineage: Eukaryota; Metazoa; Chordata; Aves; Passeriformes; Pipridae. The transcript is spliced from 5 exons. The record is from RefSeq and is a predicted model, not a curated record.